AAAAAAAAUCAAAGAAUUGUGGAGAUGUUUAUAGCCACUUGGCAAAAGGCCACGUAUGCCAUUCCCAAACCACAUUCAUUGCUUUUCUUCCUUCUAAAAAAUCAUCUUCUUCAACCUCCUAUUUCCUCAUCAAUCCCUCUUUCUCAAUCUUCUAAUCUAUCUUCAAGUAACUCUCUCUGCUUCCUAAUCUCUCGUUCCAGCAUGGGAUGCAGAUAGCUGGGCGUCGGAGAGUACAACGCUCAAAGCUAAAGUUGGAUUCUCAAGCUAUAAUUCUUCCAUUGUUGAGAUCGUGUUGACCCGCUGCUUUAACUUCGAAGUCUCCUCAUACUUUACCGCUCCUCCCUUCGUCUGGAUCAGUAGGUGUAUUCUGUGGAUCUCUCUUUUACUCUGUGUGUCCUGUUCGCUUGUUCUGCUGUAUUGGGAUAUCAAUUGGUUUCAAAUUUCGUCUCCUGAAACGUGUGCAGGUUACUGGAAAAUUGGCAAUAUGGCGACUUCUUCAGUGUGUAUAGCAGGAAAUGCCUCGCUGACCCACAGAACAACACGUUCAGGCUUCUAUAAAGAAAUUUAUGGAAGGCAGAUUUUAUUUGCUUCAGGCUUACCAUCAUUUAGUAAACCAUCAAAGAAGUUCAUUGUGAAUGCAUCACUGGGAAGGAAUUUUAAUGAUGGAAGAAGAGGGUUUUUGAAAUUAUUGCUAGGAAAUGCUGGUCUUAUUGCUGCACCUGCAGUCAUAGGCGGUGGGAAAGCUUAUGCAGACGAACAAGGGGCCUCCAAUUCCAGGAUGUCUUAUUCCCGAUUUCUCGAGUAUUUAGACAAGGAUAGAGUUAAAAAGGUCGAUUUGUUUGAAAAUGGAACAAUUGCCAUCGUUGAGGCAAUAUCUCCUGAACUGGGAAAUCGGGUUCAGAGAGUUCGUGUUCAACUUCCAGGGCUUAACCAGGAACUCCUUCAAAAAUUCAGGGAAAAGAAUAUUGAUUUUGCAGCCCACAAUGCUCAAGAGGAUUCUGGUUCUUUACUAUUUAACUUGAUUGGGAAUUUAGCAUUCCCACUUCUCUUGAUUGGGGGUCUCUUCCUAUUAUCAAGAAGGUCUUCCGGAGGAAUGGGAGGUCCUGGUGGUCCAGGUUUCCCUCUUAACUUUGGUCAAUCUAAAGCCAAGUUCCAAAUGGAACCAAACACGGGCGUGACAUUUAAUGAUGUGGCUGGUGUGGAUGAGGCAAAGCAAGACUUCAUGGAGGUGGUGGAGUUCUUGAAGAAGCCUGAGAGGUUCACUGCAGUUGGGGCCCGCAUCCCCAAGGGCGUUCUUCUUGUGGGACCCCCUGGCACAGGGAAGACCUUACUAGCAAAAGCCAUAGCCGGGGAAGCAGGUGUUCCUUUCUUUUCCAUCUCUGGUUCAGAGUUUGUUGAGAUGUUUGUUGGUGUUGGUGCGUCUCGUGUCCGUGACCUUUUCAAGAAGGCCAAGGAGAAUGCUCCUUGCAUUGUGUUUGUUGAUGAAAUUGAUGCGGUUGGACGGCAGAGAGGGACGGGCAUUGGUGGAGGGAAUGAUGAGAGGGAGCAAACCCUUAACCAACUCCUCACUGAAAUGGAUGGCUUUGAAGGAAAUACUGGAAUAAUAGUUAUUGCAGCAACUAAUCGGGCUGAUAUUCUUGACUCUGCCUUGUUGAGGCCGGGGAGGUUUGAUAGACAGGUAAAAUACUCUGCAUUAUUUGGUUUCAUUUUGUUGAAUUGAGUCUAACUCACUUCAAAAUGAUCCUCAUUGAGUUGAGGACUUCUGACAUGCAUGCUAGACUCAAAACCUAUAAACAAACGUUGUGGGAUAAUUGACAGUAUGACACACCUUAGUUACACACUUUGGGCUGGUCGGUUAAAGGGAUAGAGAAAUGGGCCUGGAAGAUCCCAAAAGGGAUGUAUCAAACCAUUGAGUGGCGAUGCCCUACAAAUCACCACUGGAUCGAGCUCUGGUAGUCCAGCAUAGAACCCAAAAAACAGCAGAGUUCAACCAGAUCGACAUCCUGAGCAAAUUGAACUGACCAAACCACAUCUUACCAUUAACAUUUCAGUUUGCUGUUUAAGGAUUGAUCUUUAAAAACCACUCAUACCGAACCGUUUAAAAUAGACCAAAAAUGACUAAAUUAGGACUUACAUAAGUGAUUAGGUUUGAUUUUGCGUUGCAAAAUUGAACCCCAAACCAAAACCAAACCUACAUGCAACUUUAUCUGAUGCCGUGUUAGAUUAUUGGGUCUAAUUCACUUCAAAAGAACUAGUUAACUUAACACUUAAAGACUAGAUUUUAAACCCAGUAGACAACUGAUAUGGGAUACUCCACUUUUUGUAUUAUUGUCAUCCAUCAUCCAUGAAAAGCUAAAUUCAAAGUUGUGUUGCAGGUGACUGUUGAUGUUCCAGAUAUUAGGGGAAGGAAAGAGAUAUUAAAGGUCCACGCCAGCAAUAAGAAGUUCGAUUCCAAUGUGUCUCUUGAAGUAAUAGCAAUGAGGACACCUGGUUUCAGUGGAGCUGAUCUCGCAAACCUCUUGAAUGAGGCAGCCAUAUUGGCUGGUAGGCGCGGGAAAACAGCAAUCACAUCUAAAGAGAUUGAUGAUUCAAUUGAUAGGAUUGUGGCAGGCAUGGAAGGAACAACUAUGACAGAUGGCAAGAGCAAAAGUCUGGUGGCAUACCAUGAAGUUGGCCAUGCAAUUUGUGGUACUCUCACACCUGGACAUGAUCCUGUUCAAAAAGUCACACUAAUUCCACGUGGUCAAGCAAGGGGUCUAACCUGGUUUAUUCCAUCAGAUGAUCCCACCUUGAUCUCCAAGCAACAACUCUUUGCUAGAAUUGUUGGAGGACUCGGUGGACGAGCUGCAGAAGAAGUUAUCUUUGGAGCACCGGAGGUGACCACUGGUGCAGCUAGUGAUUUACAACAGAUCACUGGUUUGGCCAAGCAGAUGGUUGUUACUUUUGGAAUGUCUGAAAUUGGUCCUUGGUCACUCAUGGAGUCAGGGGGGCAAAGUGCUGAUGUCUUCAUGAGAAUGAUGGCCCGUAACUCCAUGUCAGAAAAGCUUGCUGAAGACAUAGAUGCUGCAAUUAAGAGGAUCUCAGAUACGGCUUAUGAGAUUGCAUUGAGUCACAUCCGGAGCAACCGAGAAGCCAUUGAUAAGAUAGUGGAGGUCCUCAUUGAGAAGGAGACAAUGAGCGGAGAUGAGUUCCGUGCAAUUCUUGCAGAGUUUGUUGAAAUUCCCACCCAAAACCGUGUUCCUCCUGCACUACCCACCCCAGUCACUGUAUGAUAAUCUUCUCAUAUGUAUACGUAUUUCUGUUUUUAAUGACUUGGUGGCAUGUAUAAAUGUCGUUACCUUUUGUCUAUUUUUGUGUAAAAAUAACUGCUUUGUUCCAUGUAGCUAAAACGGAUUGGAAAUAGAAUGUCAGAUUGCAAUAUUGCAUGCUAACUUAAACAAAUAAACUUGCUUUGUGCUUGUUUAUUCCCAUCCCCAAUUCCCCGCCAGUGGGAUAUGCAGGAUUUUGUCUUUUGGAGGGUGAUAAUAUAAAACGAAUACGUAGUA
This is a messenger RNA of Cuscuta epithymum, 3545 nucleotides long. The record is from the annotation of a GenBank genome assembly. NCBI's taxonomy places the organism in Eukaryota, Viridiplantae, Streptophyta, Magnoliopsida, Solanales, Convolvulaceae.